Messenger RNA from Ornithorhynchus anatinus (platypus), 2439 nucleotides. It is a transcript of the gene GALNT14, whose product is annotated as polypeptide N-acetylgalactosaminyltransferase 14. Gene Ontology annotation, cellular component: Golgi apparatus. The coding region runs from base 31 to 1689 and encodes 552 amino acids. The transcript is spliced from 15 exons. NCBI's taxonomy places the organism in Eukaryota, Metazoa, Chordata, Mammalia, Monotremata, Ornithorhynchidae. The record is from RefSeq and is a predicted model, not a curated record.
CGGGGAGGGGACCCGGGAGUCCGGGGGACCAUGCGGCGGCUGACCCGCCGGCUGGCUCUGUCCCUCGUCGGGGUCCUCUGGGUGGCGGCCCUCCUGCUCUUCUGGGGGGCCAAGAAGAAGUUAGAAGUGGCCGCGGGUGCAGAGGGGCAGACCCCCAAGGGCCUGGACGUCGACUGGGAUGACCUGUGGGAUCAAUUUGAAGAGCGGAGGUACCUGAGUGCCAAGAAGUGGAGAGCCGGGGAGGAUCCCUAUAAGCUGUAUGCCUUCAACCAGCGGGAGAGCGAGAGACUCCCCAGCGACCGGGCUAUACGGGACACCCGCCAUUUCAGGUGUACCGCGUCGCGCUACCGCUCGGACCUCCCCUCCACCAGCAUCAUCAUCACCUUCCACAACGAAGCCCGCUCCACCCUCCUCAGGACCAUCCGCAGCGUGUUAAACCGCACCCCGAUGCAUCUGGUUCAUGAGAUCAUACUGGUGGAUGACUUCAGUGAUGACCCGGAUGACUGCCAGCUGCUGGGCCCGUUACCCAAGGUGAAGUGCUUACGCAACGGACAGCGGGAAGGACUCAUCCGAUCCCGCAUCCGGGGAGCUGACCUUGCCAAGGCAGGAGUCCUCACCUUCCUGGACAGCCACUGCGAGGUGAACAAAGACUGGCUCCUCCCGCUUCUGCAGAGAAUCAAGGAAGAUCCUACGCGGGUGGUGAGUCCGGUGAUCGACAUCAUUAACUUGGACACGUUUGCCUAUGUGGCUGCUUCCUCAGACCUGAGGGGGGGGUUUGACUGGAGUCUGCACUUCAAGUGGGAACAGCUCUCCCCAGAGCAGAAGGCCAAGCGUACGGACCCCACUCAGCCCAUUAAGACCCCAAUCAUCGCAGGAGGCCUCUUCGUCAUCGACAAAUCCUGGUUUAACCACCUAGGAAAGUACGAUACUGCGAUGGACAUCUGGGGAGGGGAAAACUUCGAAAUCUCUUUCCGCGUAUGGAUGUGUGGUGGGACCCUAGAAAUCGUCCCCUGCAGCCGAGUCGGACAUGUCUUCCGGAAGAAGCAUCCUUAUGUUUUCCCUGAGGGAAACGCCAACACUUACAUAAAGAACACCAAGCGCACAGCCGAGGUGUGGAUGGACGAGUUCAAACAGUACUAUUAUGCAGCCCGGCCAGCGGCCCAGGGGAGACCAUACGGAGACAUCCAGAGCAGAGUGGAGCUGAAGAAAAGUUUGAAAUGUCGGCCUUUCAAGUGGUACCUGGAGACCGUUUAUCCUGAACUCAGAAUCCCCGAGGAAUCCUUAGCCCAGACUGGAAUCAUCCGACAGAGACAGAAAUGCUUGGAAUCCCAACGCCUGGAAGGCCAGGAGUUCCCAGCCCUCAUCUUGAGCCCUUGCAUCACCAGCAAAGGAGAGGCCUCCGGGACCCAGGAAUGGACCUACACUUUUGCCCAGCAGAUUCGCCAACAGCAGCUGUGUUUGUCUGUUCACACACUUUUCCCUGGCUCUCAGGUGCUAUUCUCUCCUUGCAAGGAAGAGGAUGGGAAGCAGCGAUGGGCUAAGUCUGGUCCCCACCUCGAGCACUUGGCUUCCCGCCUCUGCCUGGACACCGAAAUGAUGGGAGACGGCAGCGAGGACAGCAGAGAGAUGGUCGUGAACCCCUGCGAGAUCUCCAUCAUGAGCCAGCGCUGGGACAUGGUGCUUUCCUGAGCAGCCAGGCGGGCUCUCGUUCGGACCGAGCCGACGCUAAAACCAAGUCCAGUGGGGCGACGGGGCGGAGACGGGGUGGAAAUUCCCCAGUGGAGUCAUGCGGCCGGGAGACGGGAGGCUGUCUGAAGCCCAGCAGGGGCCUGUGGUCCCCCACCAGGCACGAUGGGCCGGUGCCAGAGGGAGAGCCCCCAAUACGUACUAGGGACCACCGCCUCAGGCAGGGAGCGGGAACAGACGCUGCUCAGAGCUGCAGCUGAUCCCAGGCGAGGCCUCUCCGACCGGUCCUCCCCUCGCCGUUGUCCGCUCGGUCCCUCGGGAUUCGGAAGAAAAUCCCACCCGGACCUAGCGCCUGCGGUAUUUAUCGUUCCCUCUGUAAUGGAAGCAGCGGUCUGAAGGGGAAGCCCCGGGAUGCAGCGAGCCUGGCGGAGGAGACGGAGACGGAAAGUUGGGGGACUUCGAGGAGGAGGAGCUGACGAAGAUAACCCAAGACUGGCCCUGGACGUCGGGUUACUUUGAUUCUGUCUUCUGUGACGGAGGGCCCCAGUGGAGCAUUGUCUAGAGGAGGUUGGUGUCCCCCAGAAAAGUUUCUAAGGAACCAUGAGGCCUAAUCAAAUAAGCAGCACCCAGAUUUUAGAUAGAAUCUACCUCCUUCUGGACGCUUCCUGCAUGGUCUUCUGAUGAUCUUGAUUCCACCCCAGCACUUAGUUUGGCACAUGGAAAGCUCUUUAAUAAAUACCAUCGUUUGAAUUA